CGUGGCCGUGGGUGGCCGUCCGUGGGUGCCGAGUGACAGGGGCACACGCGGCUGAGCCCGGCGUGGGUGGCCGUGGGCACACGGGGGGCGUUGGCACGUUGGCAGUGCCACGGCCGCCCCCGCACAAGCGCGGGGUGAAGGGUGGAGGGUGGGGGGCACCCUCGCCUCCAGCCCCUCUCCCACACCCCCCCCGUGCCGUGGAUGCGACUCCGCGUCCCCCCCUCCGCCACCAUCGCCCACCCCAGAGCGCCUUCCUGGGGAGCAGGGAAACUGAGGCAGGGCCGGGGCAAAGGCGGAUCCAGCUUUUCCAGUGCCCGCGUCCAACCCUCCCCUCUCCCAGCAACUCCCUCGACUCUCCCCUUGUUUUUCUUUCCCCACCCGGUGUUGAGCAAACCCCGAAACGCCCGCUGGCGUCGCGCCGGGGCCCCGCGGCACCCGGGGGAGCGGCCGGGGCCCCCGCACCCGGCCGGGCUUGUUCCCGGCGUCCCGCUGCCUGCUCCUGCCUGCGCUGCCUAUUCCUGGCUCCCGGCCGCUUCUCCACCCCGCUGCCAUCUGCUCCGCCGCGGGCGGCCCUGGCAGCUGCCGGCGGGGGCAGCCAGAGGGGGUUCGGCGCCCCCAGACCCCGCGCUGUGCCCGCAGGAGCUCAGCCCCUCCGGCCAUGGAGCUGCUCUCCACCCCCAAAAACAUCGAGAUCAACAACAUCACCUGCGACUCCUUCCGCAUCUCCUGGGCCAUGGAGAAGGGGGACCUGGAGAGGGUCACCCACUACUUCAUCGACCUCAACAAGAAGGAGAACAAGAAUUCCAACAAGUUCAAACACCGGGAUGUCCCCACCAAGCUGGUGGCCAAGGCGGUGCCGCUGCCCAUGACGGUGCGGGGCCACUGGUUCCUGAGCCCCCGCACCGAGUACAGCGUGGCCGUGCAGACGGCGGUCAAACAGAGCGACGGCGAGUACCUGGUGUCCGGCUGGAGCGAGACCGUGGAGUUCUGCACCGGGGACUAUGCCAAGGAGCACCUGGCCCAGCUGCAGGAGAAAGCGGAGCUGAUCGCCGGCCGCAUGCUGCGCUUCUCCGUCUUCUACCGCAACCAGCACAAGGAGUACUUCCAGCACGUCAGGAUGCACUGCGGGAACGUGAUGAAGCCGUCCCUGAAGGACAACAGCGGCAGCCACGGCUCGCCCACCAGCGGGAUGCUGCACGGCAUCUUCUUCAGCUGCAACACCGAGUUCAACACCGGGCAGCCCCCCCAGGACUCGCCCUACGGCCGGUACCGCUUCCAAAUCCCGGCCCAGCGCCUCUUCAACCCCAACACCAACCUCUACUUCGCGGACUUCUACUGCAUGUACACCGCCUACCACUACGUCGUGCUGGUCCUGGCGCCCAAGGGCUCCUCCGGGGAUCUCUUCUGCCGGGAGCGCCUUCCCCAGCUGGACAUUUCCUCCAACAAGUUCCUGACGUGCUGCGUGGAGGAGGGCGAGCUGGUGUACCGCCACGCCCAGGACAGCAUCCUGGAGGUCAUUUACACCGAGCCGGUGGACCUGAGCCUCGGCGUGCUGGGGGAGAUCAGCGGCCACCAGCUCAUGAGCCUCUCCACCGCCAACGCCAAAAAGGACCCCAGCUGCAAGACGUGCAACAUCAGCGUGGGGCGCUAAGGGCCGAAGGCGGGCAGGGCCGGGCAGGGGGACGGGCGCCCGCCGAGGGGGCUCCUCCCACGGACGCUGGUGGGUGGAGGGCGCGGGUGGGCUCGGGGGAUGCCCCGAGGAAGGAGCCGGCGGGAC
Prinia subflava (tawny-flanked prinia) is the source of this 1777-nucleotide messenger RNA. It is a transcript of the gene PHYHIP, whose product is annotated as phytanoyl-CoA 2-hydroxylase interacting protein. Lineage: Eukaryota; Metazoa; Chordata; Aves; Passeriformes; Cisticolidae. The transcript is spliced from 4 exons. Bases 659 to 1651 code for a protein of 330 amino acids. Gene Ontology annotation, molecular function: protein binding. The record is from RefSeq and is a predicted model, not a curated record. Gene Ontology annotation, cellular component: cytoplasm.